Molecule: messenger RNA, 6173 nt
Organism: Branchiostoma floridae (Florida lancelet)
Lineage: Eukaryota; Metazoa; Chordata; Leptocardii; Amphioxiformes; Branchiostomatidae
Product: 3'-5' RNA helicase YTHDC2-like
Exons: 42
Coding region: 75-5252 (1725 amino acids)
Cellular component (GO): intracellular anatomical structure
Molecular function (GO): RNA binding; protein binding; ATP binding
Source: RefSeq, a predicted model, not a curated record
CCAUGUAAGUUAGGGAAUGUGGGGAGGGAAAGCAGUAAAUUAAAAAGCCAAACACAGAUAGUGACUUUGAGAAAAUGGCGAGCCGGGGGUCAGGCCGACCGCCUCCGAGACCCAGAUCUCGAAACUCUCCUCCUGUGGGUCAGCAGGGGAUGGGGGAGAGGAUGCACCAGGGAGGAGGGAACAGAUCUGGUAUGUCUCGUCCUGGAAGCGCCUCUCCUCAGCCUCAGGGUGGGGAAGGUGGGAAGAGAGGGGGGCGACCGCCACCUCUGCACAAGAGAGAAAUCUGCAUUGACGAGGAGGUAAAGAUUGCUGUCAGGAUUGCUGUGGAGAAGUUCAGAUAUAACGAGAGUCAGAAAGAGUAUGAAUUUCCAUCAAGUUUGACGUCAGUAGAGAGAGCCUUCAUCCACAGAUACUGUCAGAGCCUGGGAAUCAAGACAAAGAGUAGAGGAAAGGGCAGCAACCGCUACCUGACAAUCUUCAAGAAGGACAGCCGGACGAUGGGGCUGGGUACAGCCACCUUCAGCCUGUGCCGCAGUGCCAGGCACCACACGCACACCCUCCUACAGAGGUUCCCUAUCACUGGCAGGGAGAGACAAGAGCUCAUGCCCAGGACUGAGAGGGGGAUAGGAGAAGGACACAGUAGAGAUGGGAACAGAGCUUCAGGGUUGAACGGUCGCCUGAACAACGGUAUCCAGCAGGUGCCCCCUCCCCGGUCACAGUCGGAGUACGACAACUUUCGCAGGACCCUGCCUGUGGCUGUCCUCCAGGAAGUCAUUGUCAAGACUGUCAAUGAGAACCAGGUGGUGCUGAUUGCUGGGGAAACUGGGUCAGGGAAGACUACUCAGGUCCCCCAGUUUAUCUUAGAUGAUGCCCAACGUAGCAAUCGGCCAUGUCGGAUCAUCUGCACCCAGCCACGCAGAAUCUCUGCCCUGACAGUGGCAGAGAGGGUGGCAAGUGAGAGGGGAGAGAAGAUUGGACAAACUGUGGGCUACCAGAUCAGACUGGAAAGCAGGGUGUCUCCGAGAACCUUGCUGACAUUCUGUACCAAUGGUGUGUUGCUGAGAACUCUGAUGGGAGGGGACAGUGCACUGACUACCAUCACACAUGUCAUUGUGGAUGAGAUCCAUGAGCGAGACAGGUUUAGUGACUUCCUGCUGAUCAAGCUGCGUGAGAUGCUGGGCUACUUCAAGGGCCUGAAGGUUGUCCUCAUGAGUGCAACCCUCAACACUGAACUGUUCCAGCAGUACUUCGGAAGCUGUCCAAUCAUCAAUGUUUCAGGAAACCUGUUUGAUGUGACAGAAUUUUUCUUGGAAGAUGUUUUAAGAAGCACCAACUACUCCAACCAGAAAAUGCAGAAGUACAAGAAAGAGAGGGGACAAUUGGAACAACAGCAGUCCUCAUUAGACCAGUGGUACCAACAGAGCGGCACCCCUGCCCCAGGAGUGGUUAGUCCCAAAGAACAGCUGACCCAGCACCUGGCUGAGAAGGACUUGGACACAGCACAGCAGGAGGACUAUGAGGUCAGCGACCUACAGGACAUCCCCCAGGAGAGGGAUGUGAGUGAGAUGGAACCCUGGCUGAUACAGGAGAUGGAUAAGUGCAUCAUGACUGCCUGGCUAAAUAACGAUGCCGAUGCCUAUGUGCAGUUGUUCCAUCUCAUCAUGAGUGAGAAUGUCAGCGUUGACUAUCGGCACAGCGAGACCUGCUCCACCACCCUGAUGAUUGCCGCUGGUCGAGGCAACAUGGCAGCAGUGGAACAGCUGUUAGCACUGGGAGCCAACAUCAACCUCAGAGCACCCAACGGAUUGACUGCACUUGACUGGGCAAGAAAGUUUGGCCAGACAGAUACUGUGGAGGUGCUAGAAGCUUACAUAGCAUCCAGUGAGAUCACAGUGAGUGAUGACACCCUGCUGGUGAGUGAGAGCAGCCAGUUGAGUACAGAAGACAGGGAACUGCUGAAGGCAUACCACCAGAGCUUUGAUGAUGAACAUGUGGACCUGGACCUCAUCCUGUGUCUUCUCUUUAACAUCUGUAGCAGCCAGGAGGAAGGAGCCAUCCUGGUGUUCUUACCUGGCUAUGAGGAGAUAGUGACCCUGCGAGAUGCCAUCAUGUGGGACGACAAGAGGUUCUCCGAUACCAGCAGGUACCAGGUGUACACUCUACACUCUGCCAUGCAGUCAGGGGACCAGAAAAGGGUUUUCCAGCAGGCUCCUGCAGGAGUCAGGAAAAUUAUCCUGUCAACCAACAUUGCUGAAACCAGUGUGACCAUCAAUGAUGUGGUGUUUGUAAUAGACUCAGGAAAAGUGAAAGAGAAAUCCUUUGAUGCUCUGACAUCAGUGUCUAUGCUGAAAAGCGUGUGGGUGUCUAAAGCCAGUGCCCAGCAGAGGAAGGGCAGGGCAGGGCGGUGUCGGCCAGGUGUGUGUUUCCACCUGUUCAGCAGAGUGAGGUACGAGAGCCUACAGGAGUACCAGGACCCUGAGCUGCUCAGGACUCCGCUACAGGAACUUUGUCUGCAGACCAAGCUCCUGUCUGCACCCAACACCCCCAUUGCAGAGUUCCUUGCCAAGGCGCCUGAACCACCUGCUUUCCUGGUGCUGAGAAAUGCUGUUCAGUUGCUGAAGACGGUAGAUGCCCUGGACAUGUGGGAGGACCUGACAGAGCUGGGGCACCACAUGGUGGACCUGCCCAUUGAGCCCAGACUGGCCAAGAUGGUGCUGUACUCUGUGGUGCUCAAAUGUCUGGAUCCUGUCCUCACUAUCGCCUGUGCUUUGGCAUACAGGGAUCCCUUUAUCCUGCCCAACCAGCCAUCCCAGAAGCGUGCAGCUGUGUACUGUAGGAAGAAGUUCUCUGCCGGUGCUUACAGCGAUCACAUGGCCCUCCUGAGAGCAUUUCAGGGCUGGCAGAAGGCCAAGAGUGAUGGCUGGGAGCGCAGCUUCUGUGAGAAGAACUUCCUCUGCCAGGCCACCAUGGAGAUGAUCUUCGGCAUGAGGACUCAGCUGUUGGGCCAGCUGCGGGCCUCUGGGUUUGUACGCGCACGAGGAGGGGGGGACAUCAGGGACCUGAACACCAACUCUGAGAACUGGGCAGUCAUUAAGGCUGCCCUGUGUGCUGGGAGCUAUCCCAACAUGGUCAGAGUGGACAGGGAAAACCUCUGGCUGACUACACAGAUGGAGAAGAGUGUUCGUUUCCACAACACAUCUGUUCUCGGACAAGCGGCAAACCCAAAGGUCACAGUAGCGCUGUCCCAUGCCCAGAGCGUCACCAAGCUGCCUACUGAUUGGCUAGUGUAUGAGGAGAUCUCAAGAGCACACCGCUAUGCCUAUGUGCGAUGCUGCACAUUGAUGAGUCCAGUGACAGUCGCCAUAUUUGCCGGCCCAUCUCGUCUCCCACUGGACGCUCUGACAGACCCCAACGCCCCUGACAACAGACCUGGGGGUGACGACCAGUUUGAGAACUACAGUGACAGUGGAGGGGAGGAGGGGGAGAACAACAAGCGCGCCACUACCAAGUUAGACGACUGGAUUUCAUUCAAACUAGAUUCAGAGGCGGCACACCUGCUGCUACAGCUGCGGUUUAAGUGGCAUUCUCUCUUCCUGCGCCGUAUGAGAGCACCUGCCAAGCCAUGGUCACAGGUAGACGAGGGUGUUAUCCGAGCUGUGAUUGGUGUGCUGUCCAGCGAAGAGCAGGCCCUGGGUCUCCAACAGCCUUCUGGGAUAGGGCAGAGGCCACGCCCAAUGUUUAACUGGGAUUUUUCCUCUUCAGCCACAGAGUCCUAUGGAUCCCAGCGAGGCAGCAGAAAGAACUCUACUGAGAACCAAGUACCUGAACCCUCCUUCCUUGCCUUGUGGAAGUCUAAUGAGUCUGUGCCAGUGGGAGAGGAGAACAAGGGUGACAGGUUCUACCCACGAACCAGUCCGGCCAACAGGGAGAAGAGAAUCCUGAAGAGGGAUUACAGGUCUCCACGAGAGUUUGACAACCGUUCAGAUCGCUCGUCGGUGAAGUCUGCGUCAGCCAACAGCAGCCAGGCCUCCAGUCGCACCAGUAGCUGUACCACCAGCCCCUGCCCCUCCCCCAACCACACCAGGGGCGGGGAGAGGACCCCACCCUCCUCUGCCUCCAGUAGGAGUGGGGGGAGAAAUACACCCCCACAGCGGGUCAGGACACCCCCCUUUGUGAGCCCCAAGGGUGGGAGGACUCCACAACAGUCUCCAAAUGUCAGAAGUGACAAGUCCUCGCCAGGAGCUGGUGUCUCAGAUCCCAACCGUUACUUCAUCCUGAAGUGUAACAACCAACGGAACCUGGACAUCGCCAUGAACCAGAGUAUCUGGGCAACCACACCCAGCAAUGAGAAGAAACUCAACAAGGCUUUUAAAGAUUGCCAGAAUGUCUACCUGGUGUUUUCGGUUCAAGGUAGUGGGCACUUUCAAGGGUAUGCUCGCAUGGCUUCCUCUAUCAGUAAGGACAAGGUUCCAGAGUUCAGCUCAGCUUCUCUUGGAGGAGCCUUCCAGAUAGAGUGGAUUAAAAGAAUGAGCAUCCCGUUCCAAGCUGCCCACCACCUCCUGAACCCAUGGAAUGAGAACAAGAAGGUCCAGAUCAGCCGGGACGGACAGGAGAUUGAGCCCCAGGUGGGUGAGCAGCUGCUGAAGGCCUGGGAUCGUCCGGUCACCAUCCUCAACAGGAGCCCAGGCAGCAGUCGCCCCUCCUCACGACCUUCCUCUGGACCUCCCUCCAAAACAUCCUCCCCGCAGGGCUCACCUAAAGGUCAGAGGUCACAGGAGCAGAGGUUUGCUGGCAGUCAGAAGUCGAAGGACAGUGUAACAGGGAAGAGUAACCAGCUGCCGGUUCCCCCGGUACACUGGCAGACAGAAGCUUCUGCAGAGUCUGCCAUUGAGGGCAGUCAAACAGAGCCUCCAUCCACUGCAGGAGAAGCUGCAAACUUAGUGCUAGCCAUACCGCAGACUUCUACCUCCAGCUCCAGCAGCUCCAGCCCUCAGGAGGAGGCCAGCCUGCCCUCCCCUUCACAAGCAGUGGUAGAACCUGCACAACAGGAGCCUCCAGCCCCCGCUGUAGUGGAACCAUCCGAGGGGAUGCCGGGAGUCGGGUGUGACGUUCCCCCCGCUGGGGGCGAGGCAGCCCACCCCAGGGGUGCUUCACCCCCACUAGCUGUUACCCCACCACCUGCUUUUGACCCCACCUUACCCAUGGGAAGCGCCACACCUACCAUGCCCGACCCCUCACUCCCACAGGACUAACUCCUCUGGUCAUGUGUGCAAGAAUUGCCUGCAGGAGUAGCCAGGGUACCACCCCCAAUAGUUACCACUGGCUCAUUCUUUUUGCUUGAGCCAUCAGUAAGUAUUGAAAGUAGUACCCAGACUACUGCAGGAGACCUAUGGCAAAAUGUAUCCUGUUUGUUUAGGACCUUGGAGCCUACCCACACAGAGAGAAUAACAUAAUGAGAAUGAAUAUGUAACUUUUUGAUUUGGUCUAUCCUGUUUGCUAAUUCACCAGAAUACAGACAAGCCAAACAUAAGCGUUGUAUUCCCUUCUUGGUACAGUUACUUGUUGUUGUACAUGUAAGCUUGAUGGCAGCUGAAUAACAGACUCUGCAAUAAGGUUAGAAUACUUGAUUUACCCCAGGUCUAUGGAACUGUUCAUUGUAGGUAAGAAGAGAAGCCAAAUUACUGCAAACAUUGAAAGAUGUUUGUCAGGGACCGUACACAGGAAAGUUGGUAACAAAAGUGAUGCAUUGACUUUUGCUACGCUUAAAAUCAAUUAAUUAUUUGCUUGUUCAACAUGUAAAUGUGGUACUGUAAACACCUUGUUAAAGCUCUACUGUAUGUUGUACAGUACCGGAACUGUGUUUAAUUUGAAUGGCCCUUUAGUUAGAGGUGAACCUUGAAAUGUUGCACAUGUGAAAAUAGCAUGUAUGUUUGGGGUCACGGUCAUUGAUAGUGUUAAGUGUGUGUGUGUUUCAAAUGUAGAAAUAUCAAACAUUUGUCAUGAGGUCUCAAAGAUUUUUUCACGAGAAUCAUUAAACUUGAAAGUUACCCAGAUAGUGGUGUUACACAUUGCUCUGAACUUGUGGUGGAUGGGUUCAACCAUUGUGCAUAUCCUCUAGACUGGUGGAAGAGUUUGUUCUAUGAUGAAAGAAUUGAUAAAAUGAUUGAAUGCUA